UAUUAAUAGUGUUGGUGUCUUGCAACUGACGUAAUGCUUGCACUGAGGUCCUGACAAGCGAUAACAUUUCUGAUAAAGAACUCAUCUUUGCUGCAAUCUACAGCCUGGGAUCUAAUAUUAAACCCAGAGCAUCCAUUACCCUGCCUCUCUCUGCUUCUCUUCCCCCACCACCACCACCACCUCCUCCUCCUUCUUCUCCUAAGCCCCCCACUCCUUGUUCCUGUCUGUGUCUCUGCACUCAGACAUACACACUGGGGGGGAACAGGAAACCUAUUCUUCCCCCCACCCCAAAAAAAUUAAUCAGAGAUCAACUCUGCAAACAACAAGGAAGCGGUUCAUGGCUCAAGCUAGAUCUCCACCAUCUUCCACAUUGCUGCUGAGGUUAUUGCAGAUCAAUCAACAGCACUGACACAGUACUCAGCCCUUUAUACAAAAUGAGAUACGUCGGUUAAGCAAAGGAAAGCUUCGUCACAAGGAUAUGGUCCGGAAAAAGAAUCCCCCUCUGAGAAACGUUGCGAGCGAAGGUGAAGCACAGAUUCUUGAGUGUGCUGCAUCAGAAAGAGAAGAUAUUUUGAGGGGUACAGAAUUUUCCACUGAUCCGAUGCAAGAAAAUAGUGAACCUUCUAAUUCCUUGGAACAAAAUAGUGACGAUCAAUGUUUCCAUGAUCAAGAACCUUCUUCCAGCUUUAAAAAGGACUCUGAAAGUGUGGGACACAGCGAAAGAGUUGUGUUUAACUACAGCCACGUCAAAGGCAGAAAUGUCUCCUAUGAUGAGGUGACAGAAAAUAUGUUGGCAUUGCCCACCUCAGAUACUAGGGUCAUUUGCGAGACCCUAAAAUCACCUAUAAAGUCUGAGACUGAUGAAACUCCAGAACUGGUUUCUGCUGCCUCUGGGGACACCUCAGAGACUAGAGAAGAAAAUGACUUGUCGCCAAGGGCUGCUGACCUCACAACUCAAAGUGUUAAAGUAGACUGUCAAAACUCUAGUCCAGCCUCGGUGGCCUCUGAAAACCUUCAAGUGCCUUUAGAUGGGAGUUCAGGGCUGAACAAAACCCACACUGUUGUGUUUGUCAAUGACAAUUCUGAUUCUGCACCUUUAUCCCCAGAACUUCAGGAUUUCAAAUGCAACAUUUGUGGUUAUGGGUACUACGGGAACGAUCCCACUGAUCUGAUCAAACAUUUUCGCAAAUACCAUCUUGGCCUACAUAACCGAACUAGGCAAGAUGUUGAACUUGACACCAAAAUCUUGGCACUUCAUAACAUGGUACAGUUCAGCCAAUCCAAAGAUUUCCACAAGGUGAAUCGCUCUGUGCUUUCAGGGGUCUUACAAGACAUGAACUCUCAAAGGCCAGUUUUGUUAAAUGGAACAUACGAUGUGCAGGUGACGUUUGGUGGGACCUUCAUUGGCAUUGGGCGUAAAACUCCAGACUGCCAAGGAAAUACGAAGUACUUCCGCUGCAAGUUUUGCAACUUCACGUACAUGGGCAACUCAUCAACGGAGCUGGAGCAGCACUUUCUAAAGGCGCACCCUAACAAAAUGAAAGUGUCCUCUGAUUCUGGUAAACCAUCAGAGAAAAGCACCAAUAAGUCCAGCCCUAUUCCACGUUCUUGUGAGCCUGGAGAUUUGGGAAGGUGGCAAGACAAAACCACUAUUAAAGCAGCAGAUGAUAUGCCAGUUGGAUAUUCAAUGCCAAUUAAACCUGUAGAUUCCUCCAGGCAGAAUGGUGCAGAUGACACCAACUACUACUGGUGCAAGUUCUGUAGUUUCAGCUGUGAAUCCUCCAGCAGUGUCAAACUUUUAGAACAUCACAGCAAACAGCAUGGGGUAGGGAUGUCAGAAAGUCCAAAUGCUGAUCCUAUUGACAAGGCCUACAGGGGAACAGUUAUUAAUCAAACUAAAAUUGCCAAAAAUACUGACGAACAGCUAACAGCAAAAGUAGAGAAAGGAUUGGCUAAAAAGAAAGACCUCUCCAUUAAACCAACUGAGGAUUUAAUAGUAACAAGCUACAAUUGUCAGUUUUGUGACUUUAGGUACUCUAAAAGCCAUAGCCCAGAAGUAAUCUUGGUUGGGCCUCUCCUGCGCCAUUAUCAACAGCACCACAAUAUUCACAAGUGUACUAUUAAGCAUUGCCCUUUUUGUCCCCGAGGCCUCUGCAGCCCUGAAAAGCAUCAUGGAGAAAUUUCUUACCCCUUUGCUUGCAAAAAAAGUAAUUGUUCUCACUGUGCUCUCUUGCUGUUGCACUUGACUGCUGGGGUGACUGGUAGCCCGCGAGUUAAACAUCAGUGUGAUCAAUGCCCAUUCUCCUCUCCUGAUGUAGAUGUGCUCCUGCUUCAUUAUGAGAAUGCUCAUGAAGGCCAGGCAUCUGAGAUCAAGCAGGAACUGAAUCACCAGCAAGCAACUGAUGAACAGAUGACCGUCAAAGAAAGCAAAGAACACUCAUGUACCAAAUGUGACUUUAUCACCGUGAGCGAAGAAGACCUUUCAAGACACUACAGGAGAGUACAUAACUGCUACAAAUGCCGGCAAUGCAGUUUUACAGCAACUGAAACUCAAUCUCUUUUGGAUCACUUCAACUCUGCACACUGUCAUGAGUCUGAAAUCACUACAGCUAAUGGUGGCGAGACUCAUGGAGUCUCCAACAUCAAGGAGGAGCCAAAAACUGAGAUGAAGGUGUACAACCUUGUCACUCCUGAAUCCAAAAUGGGAGAAGCCAUAUAUGACAGCACUGUGAAAAGGAAGAAGCCUGAUGACAAGGAUGUACUCAGGGAGAAAUCUUGGUCUGAUGGUCCGGUAGAUGACCUCCGUAGUGUUACCUGGAGAGGAUCAGAAAUUUUGAGAACAAGUCCAUCCUAUACACAAAUGGGUUUGGGCCUUUUGACCACAGUAUCUGUCAACCAAGAACAGCAGAAAUCAUCGAGAGAUAGUCCAAAUGUUGAAGCAGCACAUUUAGCAAGACCUCUUUAUGGCUUGUCUGUAGAUACUAAGGGAUUUCCAGGAGUGACGGCUGGAGCCAGUGGAGAAAAAUCGGGGCCACUUACACCACAGUAUCCUACCAUGGGAGACAGCAAGUCCAAGGAUGAAUCUCAGUCACUCCUACGGAGACGCAGAGGCUCCGGGGUUUUUUGUGCCAACUGCUUGACCACAAAGACUUCACUUUGGCGAAAGAAUGCAAAUGGUGGCUACGUCUGCAAUGCCUGUGGCCUCUACCAGAAACUGCACUCGACUCCCAGACCUUUAAACAUAAUUAAGCAAAACAAUGGCGAGCAGAUCAUUAGGAGACGGACAAGGAAACGCCUUAACCCAGACACACUGCAGACGGAACAGUUAAGUAAACAUCAAAGAGGGAGCAACGAGGAGCAAACUAAUGGAAGUCCGUUAGAGAGGAGGUCGGAUGAUCAUUCAAUGGAAGGUCACCAGAGAGAAGCUCAGCAACUUGUAAUGAAUAAAUAUGAGACCCAAGCAACAUUGACUAAAAGCCAUUCUGCUCAGCAGACAAUAAUAGUCAGCCAAACUAUGGAUGUCCACAAAAGGAUGCAACCUUUGCACAUACAGAUAAAAAGUCCUCAGGAAAGCAGUGGAGAUCCAGGAAAUAGUUCAUCUAUCUCUGAUAGCAAAGGCAGCUCAGAAAGAGGUAGCCCAAUUGAAAAGUAUAUGAGACCUAUUAAACAUCCAAACUACUCUCCCCCAGGAAGUCCAAUAGAAAAAUAUCAGUACCCGCUCUUUGGACUUCCGUUAGUCCACAAUGACUUCCAAAGUGAAUCUGACUGGCUGAGAUUUUGGAGUAAGUAUAAGCUGACCGUUCCUGGGAAUCCUCACUACUUGAGUCACGUGCCUGGCCUACCAAACCCUUGCCCAAACUAUGUGCCUUAUCCCACCUUUAAUCUGCCUACUCAAUAUUCCACUGUUGGAUCAGACAAUGACAUUCCUCUAGACUUGGCAAUGAAGCAUUCCAGACCUGGGUCAGCAUCCAAUGGGGCCUCAAGAGAUACAAUUAAGUCACCGUUGAGCGUAAAGGAUGACGGUCCAUUGAAUGUAGUGAAAACUGAGAAAGUGGAUACAAGUACACAAGACGAACUUUCAACGAAAUGUGUGCACUGUGGCAUUGUCUUUCUGGAUGAGGUUAUGUAUGCUCUACACAUGAGCUGCCAUGGGGAAAAUGGACCUUUUCAAUGUAGUAUAUGCCAGCACCUUUGUACGGACAAGUAUGAUUUCACAACUCAUAUCCAGAGAGGCCUACAUAGGAAUGUUGCACAAGUUGAAAAGAAUGAAAAAACUAAAGAAUAACAUUUUAGCACUUAGCACAAUUAGAAUUGGGUCUUCUGAAUAGAAAUUCAGUAGCUUGUAAUGUCUAAACAUGGUUUGCAAUACAUAUUUCUAGGUGAGGAAGUCAACAUUGGUUUGUUCAUUGAGGGAGUGAAUUGAAAUAGAGCGUAGCUGCAUUGGAUAGCAAGGCCAAUGUGUUUUCUGUCUAAAGGUGUUCAUAACAGUAAUAAGGGAACUAGUUUAAUAAGCUAUAUUAGUUAAUUAAUCUAUAUGCUUUAACGUACAUAGCUCAUGUUCUCUAUGGCUUUACUGCUGUUCUGAUUUGGCUUUUAUACACUUAUUUAAACCUACUGUAUGACAAGAGCAAGAGGUGCUGAGCAGAUUGAUAUAACAUUUUUGGAAGAAGAUUCAGUAUGACUACCGGUUCAUCAAAGUCUUAUGGGUUUUGUGGUUGAUAUGUGUCUUAGUAUGCAUGUGCAAACAAGGAAGGCUGAACAAGGACUAUAAUAAAUAAAUUACAAGUUAUAGUAAAUAUUUUUCCACAAAGCUCACUAAUUCAAAGAAGACUGUGAAUAAUUCAGUUGCCCUGCCCACUGGACUCUUAAAGGGGUUUUCUGAGAUCUUUUUACUGAUGACCUAUCCUCUGGAUGGGUCAUCAGUGUCCGAUCGGUGGGGGUUUGACAGCCGGGAUCCCCGCCGAUCAGCUGUUUGUGAAAGCAUCUGUGCUAGUAGUACACAGCUAUCCAUGGGCCAUGUUAUGCCAUGUUCAUUGGUCACAUGGCUAGGCGCAGCUCAGCAACAUUGAAGUCAGUAGGGCUGAAUUGCAGUUCCAAGCACAGCCACUAUCAAAUGGACGGCACUGUGCUUGGUGGUUAGAGAGAUGGCCGCUGUGCUACUGCUAGCGCCAGUGCUUUGUCAAACAGACGAUCAGGGGGGUUCUGGGUGUCGGACCACCAACCCUUUUAAGACUCUAGUCUUAAGGUAUGUCAAGUAAUAUAUUACAAGACAUACUGGACCUUUUCCUGCUAAAUCUGCUCAACAUCCCUUGCUCUUGAGACCCAUAUUUUGGCAAUCAUAUUCAACACGACAGGUUUCUUUUAAGAAUGUGACCUAAAAACGAAAUAAGUAGUGGCAGUACCUACCUUUGAUGCGUUCAGUUGGUAGAGGCUGACAUUGAUUUCUCUUGGACCAGUCCAAGUCAUUGGCUGUCUUUACUUUAUACAGAUAUUUACGUAAUAUCUCUAACAAUAACACAAAGUCUUAGAUGGAGGCCAUCCAUGACCCGCAGAAAUAAAACUUUUUAUUGGUAGUUACAUGAAUCAACCAUUUGUGUUAUUAGUAAUUAUUUCAUUCUAAAUGUCUUGACAAAAUAAUUGGUAAUUAGAGGGGGUGUCUGGUUUUAGAAAACCCGCGUAGGUAGAGCAGACAGUGGCUACAAAGAUGAUCUCUGGCCUUGAAGGAUCUUUGAUGUCAGUCUAUUUCAUUGAGAGCCUAUUUGUUUCAAUGAGAACUGUUUAGUACUGAAUUCCUCCUCUUGUGGCACUGCAGGCAAAUUUAACACUUGCUUCUGGAUCAUCCCAGAGAUCAUAGUUGAUCAUAGGGAUUUCCAGCAGCAGGACACCCUUUGACCCACUUGCAAUUAAAGGAUCCUUCUAAAAUAAUUGUUCAUAACACAAAAACCUUUUAGGAGAUGUCUUGGCAUACCCUAAAUUUUAAGUGCUAUUUUUGUUCUAACUGUAACAGCGCAAUAUAGGAAUGUUAGUUCAAUGCUAAAUCAGUAGACUUCUAUUGGGCUUGGAUGGUGCUACUGCUUCUGUAUCUUUUUAUUUUUUCAACCUUCUGAGUUUAUAACUCCAUGGAAUUACAACAUAUGCAACAUAUGUCACAUACUUAUCAACUCUCCCAGAAUGUCUAGGAGGAUCCAGAAAAUAGGACAGACCUUCUGGACUCCCAGAAAUGCUGGCAAAUCUUUUGGGAACAGCAUGGAAGGUUGCAUUCUCCUUAAAAGCAGCUCUUGAUGUACUUUAAUUUUGGACACAGCCCCGACACACAAAAGUGCACGGAUGGGGUAUGGUGCAUGUAAUAAAAAGGUGGGGAGUUUUAAAAGGGGUGAAGUGAUGUAAAAAUAAUGUUGGAGUCAUGCUUCAUUAUCCAGGUAAAAUGUUGGCAAGUAUGAUAUAAAACAUACAACAAUAAAAAAAAAAACAGAGCUUGGGCUUUUUUUUAAAGAAUGUCCAAUGAAAAUCUAGUAGUGCGGCCCAUAGCACCCGUUCAGGGCCCUGCAUUAAUUUCUUAAAUCACUGCAGAAAAAUUUAAGUACUUUGUAAGUACUUUUUUUUUUUCUUUUUGCAAAGCAAGGCCAGUAUUUCUGUCCGUUUUGUAAUCGGGCCCAUUAGGUUGUAGCCUAUUUGGUAGGUGGUGACCACAUGACAUUUUGAAAUAAAAUUGAACAACGAUGAGUCUUACCUUUAAGAAUGGUGGAGUGGGUUCAGGCCUACUAGAGGAGCAAACAGACAUUGUAUAUGUCUCCUUUAAGAGUGGUUUCACAAACAUAAUUUUUCAGUAUGUGGUUGAUGCCAUUUUAUGCAAUAUAACCCCCCCCCCCCCACCCCCCCAGGUAUUACUUUGACAUUUAUAGUUAAAUAUUGUGAAGUCUACCUAGGCAGUGUUUCGGUUUUCUUACAUGUAGUGUUUUCUUUUUUUCUUUUUUAUUUGCACCCUCUAGCUGUGGCUUUUUUCUGGCAUUUUUUACUAUAGGCUUCCCCAUAGGACUUUAAGUACACCAGAAAAAAAAAAAAAAAAAACAUGCACAAAAAGCAAAAUUAU
This is a messenger RNA of Bufo gargarizans (Asiatic toad), 7090 nucleotides long. It is a transcript of the gene TRPS1, whose product is annotated as transcriptional repressor GATA binding 1. Gene Ontology annotation, molecular function: RNA polymerase II transcription regulatory region sequence-specific DNA binding; zinc ion binding; DNA-binding transcription factor activity. The record is from RefSeq and is a predicted model, not a curated record. Gene Ontology annotation, biological process: regulation of transcription by RNA polymerase II. Lineage: Eukaryota; Metazoa; Chordata; Amphibia; Anura; Bufonidae. The transcript has 7 exons. The coding region runs from base 479 to 4285 and encodes 1268 amino acids. Gene Ontology annotation, cellular component: nucleus.